This is a messenger RNA of Knipowitschia caucasica, 783 nucleotides long. The record is from the annotation of a GenBank genome assembly. Lineage: Eukaryota; Metazoa; Chordata; Actinopteri; Gobiiformes; Gobiidae.
AUGAGGGAUCUGACCCACAUUCUCCUGAACCCACUGCAGCGGAGCAGACCAACUCACCUGCGGGGGUCACAGGGACAUACCAUCAACACCACAGAGAGGGGUCACAGGGACAAACCAUCAACACCACAGAGAGGGGUCACAGGGACAUACCAUCAAUACCACAGAGAGGGGUCACAGGGACAAACCAUCAACACCACACAGUGGGGGGGAGAAGGGACAAACCAUCAACACCACACAGAGGGGUCACAGGGACAUACCAUCAACACCACAGAGAGGGGUCACAGGGACAUACCAUCAACACCACAGGGUGAGGGGGAGAAGGGACAUACCAUCAACACCACAGAGAGAGGGAUCACAGGGACAUACCAUCACCACCACAGAGAGGGGUCACAGGGACAUACCAUCAACACCACACAGAGGGAUCGCAGGGACCGGCAGCAGAGGACCAUCAACGCUCCUCUGGUGUCUGCGGAAUGUGGAAAACUGAAGGAACCAGUGACGUCUGUGGUCAAUGUGUGGAAUGAAGAAGAAUCGCCUCAAGAAGGAACGGACCAGGAGCUUACACCAACCAUUCCUAAAAACGGCAUGUUGAGAGACCAGGGGGGAGGAGGGGGGAGAGGGGGGAGGAAAGUGUGUGGAGGUGACAGGCGCAGCGGCAGAGGAGGGUGUGGUGGGAGUGGGGGGGCUCCAGGGGGGGUCCUCUCCAUGGGUGGGUGGUUCGGCUUCACCAAACUGUCACCGGGCCUCUCCCCCCUCCUCACCCCCCUCCCCUCUGUGACAUGA